UUUUGAAAAAAUAUAUAAAUAAUUGUAAUGUUCAUAACCGAUUUCAAUUGUACAACCGGUUAUUUGGUCUGCAUUUCGAUUUACGUGCGUUGUUUGUCUUUGUCUUGUUUAUAAGCACUUUUCGUACAUUUUACUGUGUGACACCGAAAGCUGAUUUUCGGCUAUUUUUGCUACAAUAUUUGCGAAACUUUGUCAACCUGGAGGGAGAGGAAGUAUCAGCAGACAUGGACGUCGCCUUAGAGGCGGUGUCCGAGAACCUGGAUACUUCGGAGGAGGACCUGUUGUUGAAAAACGAUAAGGCCGAUGCAGAAGCUACUUCUUUUGGGGAUGAGGAGGCGGCUGACGCUGCUUUGGAGGCAGAACUGUCUCCGAACGACCACCUUGACCUGAAGGACGAGGACACUCUUAAAGACUAUGAUACGAGGAGUGAAAUUUCUAAUGCAUCUCAGCAUUCACUCUCUUCUGCAGGUUCAUUCCGGUCUGGGAAAAACAAUGGCCUCUCCGAGAAGGAAGGCAGCCCUCCACCAUCAAAGAAAAGAAGUCCCAUAGUGGUUGAUUCAAGGCGCACCCCCUCGCCCAAAAGGACAGCAGUCUCUUCAAAAUCCUAUGAUUAUGCCACAAAGCUGAAUUACUUGUUCAGAGGUGCUAGAUUUUUCUUGAUGAAGAGCAACAAUGCAGAGAACAUUGCUCUGUCCAAAGCCAAGGGUGUUUGGUCCACCCUACCUAUUAACGAGACUAAACUUAAUCAAGCUUUUCGAGAAUCAAGGAAUGUCUUGCUUGUUUACUCCGUCAAAGAAUCGGGGAAAUUUGCAGGUUUUGCCCGACUGGCCACUGAAUCACAGAGAGACGUUGCUCCGGUCUCUUGGGUGCUACCUAGUGGGCUCUCAGCAAAGGCAUUGGGAGGGGUUUUUGAUGUGGACUGGAUUUGCAGGAAGGAGCUUCCUUUUAGUAAAACAUUGCAUCUUUACAACCCUUGGAAUGAUAGCAAGGCUGUCAAAAUUGGCAGAGAUGGACAGGAAAUUGAGCCAAGGGUGGCUGAGGAGCUUUGUCGGCUGUUUCCAGAGGAUCCCAACAUCGACAUGACUCCGAUCCUGCGCAAGUCAAAAGCAGCUUCAAAACGUGUUGGCGGCAGCGUAGAAGUGCAGACUCGGCGGCUGGAAACUCGGAUGAGGCGUGCACCGCCGCGCAGCCGUCUCGGUCGGCGCCGCGGCGGCGGCGGCCGACCUGCGGAGUUUGGGAGGAUGCCGCGCAGAGGCAGCAGGUAUGACGAUGAUGAUUACAGACCUCGUAGAGGUGCUCGAGACUUGGCAGUGGUGGACUUAGCAGAAAUGCGUGACAGAUCUCCAAUUAGAUUCUCAGACAGAUCUUACACAGCUCCUUCUCCUUACUCUUACUAUAUGCAAGAACUUCACAGAUCAGCUCCAGUUGCACCUUUGCCCUAUCCUGCUCCUCCGCCAUUUGAAUCUGCACCCAAACCUCCACCGAGGUACUACGACAGCCCUCCAGACUAUUCAAGAUCUUCAAGGCUUGACUAUGAUUCACAUGUUUAUGAUCGAAGCGUGGACGAGUUCCUUCGAAGAACCUCUGACCGCCGGGAGGACAGAAGGGAGCGUGACAGGGACAGGAGGGAGAGGGCCAGCCGCGAUGAGCGCGAAAGAUACUACAGCAGAAGGUAGGCGCGGACUGAAGGUUGACAGACAAGAAGCUCCCACCUAAUUUUAUGGAUCCAUCAGUUUGCAUUUCAUCAAUUUUGUAAUAACCGUUAGCAUAAAGAAAGAAAAAUGAAGUGUAUUGAUUAAAUUGCAAUAUUUGCUCCUUUUCAUGUGCAA
Molecule: messenger RNA, 1829 nt
Organism: Neocloeon triangulifer
Lineage: Eukaryota; Metazoa; Arthropoda; Insecta; Ephemeroptera; Baetidae
Gene: Ythdc1
Product: YTH domain-containing protein 1
Exons: 13
Coding region: 225-1676 (483 amino acids)
Biological process (GO): regulation of alternative mRNA splicing, via spliceosome; mRNA splicing, via spliceosome
Cellular component (GO): nucleoplasm
Molecular function (GO): N6-methyladenosine-containing RNA reader activity; mRNA binding
Source: RefSeq, a predicted model, not a curated record